This is a messenger RNA of Ostreococcus lucimarinus CCE9901, 1124 nucleotides long. RefSeq lists its product with no specific name. The transcript has a single exon. NCBI's taxonomy places the organism in Eukaryota, Viridiplantae, Chlorophyta, Mamiellophyceae, Mamiellales, Bathycoccaceae. The record is from RefSeq and is a predicted model, not a curated record. The coding region runs from base 10 to 1080 and encodes 356 amino acids.
CGCGCCCCGAUGCGCGCGUCGCCGCUCGCGACGCGGGCGUCGAUCGACGCGCGCGCGAUCGGCGCGCGACGCGACGCGAAGGCGCGGGCGCGACGCGCGCGAGACGCGCGCGCGGGCGCGACGCGGGACGACGACGAAUCGUGGGCGUUCGAUCCGUUGGCGCUCGACGCGCGCGCGACGCGGGGCGCGACGCGGGGCGCGACGCGCGUCGCGAGCGGCGCGUGCGCGCUGGUGGCGGUGAUCGCGUGCGGCGCGUCGGAGGACGCGCGCGCGGGCGGCGCGGCGAUCGACCCGUUUUACGCGUUUUCGCCCGUGUGCCCGGCGAGCGACGGCGUGUUUCGAGUCGGACAGCGCGCGGCGAUAUCGCUCGCGGGAGACGAGAACAUUGAAAAUUAUCGACCGUUGAUAAAUGAUGUGCUGAUACGGGUGCGGACGGAGUUGUGCGUGUUGGAAUCGUUCGUGCGAGAGACGGCGGUGCCGUUCGUGCGAGAGAAGGGCUUGGGAUGGGUGCUGCCGAGGAGAGAGACGAGCGAGACGUAUCUCGCGGGCGUGGUGUUCAUGCUCGGCGCGAAUUUCAUUUUGCUCGGUUCGACCAAGGUUGUGGCCAUCAUGGCCAUCUAUCACGAUCUGAGUCUUGGGUUGGCGACGCGCUUGUUUGGCUCGGCGCUCGGCGCGCUCGGGCCGACGAAUGAGCGAGAAAAGCGCGAGAAGGAGUUGAACAAGGUGAUGGAUGAACAGAUGAACGAGCUAAAGGGGGUGAUGUCGAACUGGACGAUCGGUAAAGACGAUCGCGCGAGGAAGACGCAGGAAAUUAACGACAAGUACGCGACGAAACUGGAAGCUUUGCGCGGUUCGCAAGAGGAGCGAAGCGAUCGCGACGACGCCGUCGGGUUGAGUAAAUUCAGACAAGUCGCCGGCGUAGUCGCAGUUCCGCUCAAGGUGUACGGCACCGUCAGUUCGAAAGGCCGCCAAGUCUUAGAGGUCUUCGACACGUUCUGUUCGCGAUAUUUUGUCGCCUUCACGGUGACGUACAUAAUCAUCAAAACCGCGCAUUACACGGUGUUGAAAGAUUUCCCGUGAUUCGAGACGGUUAGUAAUACAUUGUAGUCUACACAUCCACGCGC